Molecule: messenger RNA, 726 nt
Organism: Ficedula albicollis (Collared flycatcher)
Lineage: Eukaryota; Metazoa; Chordata; Aves; Passeriformes; Muscicapidae
Gene: MEX3D
Product: mex-3 RNA binding family member D
Exons: 3
Coding region: 16-726 (236 amino acids)
Molecular function (GO): RNA binding
Source: RefSeq, a predicted model, not a curated record
UUCAAGAGCGUGAACAUGACCGAGUGCGUGCCCGUGCCCAGCUCCGAGCACGUCGCCGAGAUCGUGGGCCGGCAAGGCUGCAAAAUCAAAGCCCUGCGUGCCAAGACCAACACGUACAUCAAGACGCCGGUGCGGGGCGAGGAGCCCGUGUUCAUCGUCACGGGCAGGAAGGAGGACGUGGAGAUGGCCAAGCGCGAGAUCCUCUCGGCCGCCGAGCACUUCUCCAUGAUCCGGGCCACGCGCAACAAAGUCAACGGGCUGGCGGGAGCGCUGCAGGGGCCGCCCAACCUGCCGGGGCAGACCACCAUCCAGGUGAGGGUGCCCUACCGCGUGGUGGGGCUGGUGGUGGGCCCCAAGGGCGCCACCAUCAAGCGCAUCCAGCAGCAGACGCACACGUACAUCGUGACGCCGAGCCGCGACAAGGAGCCCGUGUUCGAGGUGACGGGCAUGCCCGAGAACGUGGACCGGGCGCGCGAGGAGAUCGAGGCGCACAUCACCAUGAGGACGGGCUCCUUCGUCGACGUCAACGCCGACAACGACUUCCACUCCAACGGCACCGACGUCUGCCUGGAGCUGCAGGGCGGCGCGGCCGCGCCCUGGGCCAAGGCCCCGCACGCCGCCCGGCGCCCCUCGGCCGCGCCGCGCAACGACAGCCUCAGCUCGCUGGGCAGCGGCUCCGCCGAGUCCUUCUACGGCGGGGGGGUUAGCGGCAAUUACCGGCCAUAA